AUGAGCAAUCUGCGAAGUGACUUUAACCUAAAAAAACGUGUUUAUUUUCUUUUCUGCCUCCAUUCGUCCAAAUUUUCCAUCGUCGGCGGAACUCUUGCUCCAUCUUCACUCCGGCACCACUCGUCAACCAUCACCUCCGAUCACCACCGCCCAUCCCCGCCAUCCUCUCAGAUCUCCGCCCUCGUCUCCGAUUGCAAACGUCCAGACGAAAAGGGGCAUCCGAAGGCUGCUUCAUUCAGAACAAUUCCACUGCCUUUUCCAGAUCUUUAUGCACGUAUUUUUGAUGGAAAUAGUGUCACUGGUAAUUUUAGGAGUUACUCAACCCAAUCAUCAUCAGUAGUUGGAGCAUCCUCUUGUCGUGUUCCACCACUUCAGAUUACCGCCACCUCAUUUCUUGCAAUAGAUGAUGAUGGUGAUGACACUUCCCAUCAUGAGCCACGACCUUCUGAUGCUUCCUCAUAUACUGCUUCAUCAUCCGGUAACCCCAACAAAAGGGCUAAACCUUCAACUCCUAUAGCUCCUAGUGCCUCACCAUCUACUUAUUCACCUGAUGGAACUUCUAUUAUUGUUGACGAUUUAGCAUUUGAAUAA
This is a messenger RNA of Lactuca saligna, 591 nucleotides long. Lineage: Eukaryota; Viridiplantae; Streptophyta; Magnoliopsida; Asterales; Asteraceae. The record is from the annotation of a GenBank genome assembly.